GUGCCGAGCCGAGCUACAACAAACAUUCGCCCUUUCCUAGGCCUUUAACGACGUAAUUUCGUCCUAUUGUUUGCAUUUCGAGGUUAAUAUGGCCCUAUUACAAGUGCAAUUUUGUUAAAUAUGACAUCCCGCCUAGGCUUUACUGGCAACUCCGUUGCUUGCUCCGUUUCACGGUCAAGCCUCUUUCGAAAAAGCAGAACAGACCACAAAAAAUUAAAGGAAAACUUGCUUCGCGAGCUGACGGCAAUCUGAGACAUCGGAUGAAACUGACCAGGCGUAAUAGAAGGCAUCAGAAGCGUUGCGGCGAGUAAAAGAGAGAGGUUGAAUAGGACUCGAUAUACAAACAAUUAAAACGAGACAGAGUUCGGCAUCUGCAAGGAGGAAAAUAAGAACGGGGAAUGCGAACUUCAACACAAUUUGCGGUGGCACUAGCAUCGGUUUUCUCUGUUCUGCAGCUGACUCUGGCAUCACAGGGUGACCAGUUGCCUGAAUUCAAGCGUUGCGUGAAGUACUGCGAUAUCCUCACAUGCGACAAUGUCGAUCACUAUCCGGACGUCAUACCUAGUACGUACAUGAACUUGCUCAAGGACGAGAAUUUAGUGAAUCUCUUCGAGAAAACUCCAAUUUCUUUCCACUUAUCACUUUUAGGUUGGGACUGCUCGUCCAAUUGCGACUACCAGUGCCAGAGACUUGUCACCGACGACAGAAUAGCCGAAGGCUUGAAAGUCUACCAGUUCCAUGGUAAGUGGCCCUUUGUCAGAGUGCUUGGUGUGCAGGAACUCUUCAGCACCUUGUUUAGUAUUGGGAACUGGAUUCCAAACUUUUUGGGAUUCAAAUUGCUAUGGAAACAGUAUAACGCAGAGCUCAGAAAAACGAACAUGGAUAUGGCAAACUUGUACUGGACGUACAUGCACAUUGCUGUUGUGUCUAUGUGUGCUUGGUUCUUUUCCACCAUCUUUCAUUUGAAAGACACGUGGGACAGAGAAAGAUUGGAUUAUUUUUUUGCAGGAAUGACGGUGUUGACGGGAUUCUACGCCGUCAGUGUCAGGUUUUUCAAACUCUACCUAGUUGAGAAUAACAUGAAAAGAAAGAUAUUUGGAACGAUAUGCAUAUUGCUUUAUCUAGGACACGUUACACGACUUCUGUUUGACUGGUCAUACACUUACAACAUGCAGGCUAAUGUUGUCAUCGGCCUUGUGCAGAAUUUUCUUUGGGUUUAUUUGUCUAUAUACCAGUUUCAGAAGAUCAGCAGCAGCAAACUGAGCUUCAUUGAAAAUGUCACAAGACAAGAGUACAAUUGGACACUCACGCCGACACUACUUGUUUUGAGUGUAUUUUUUGGCAUGUCCUUUGAGCUGUUUGAUUUUCCACCAGUUUUACAACUCCUCGAUGCUCAUGCCAUGUGGCACUUUGUCACUAUCUGGCCUACACUCUUUUGGUAUCCUUACUUGGUUAAAGACGCCCAGGAACUCAUGGACUGGAAAUUUGAUUGAGGAGAAACCCACUAUUCAAUGAUAGGUAUAACUUUAUAGACUUCUCAUAAUCUCAUAAAUUUUAAUAACAGUCUGAA
Messenger RNA from Pichia membranifaciens NRRL Y-2026, 1570 nucleotides. RefSeq lists its product as hypothetical. The coding region runs from base 399 to 1493 and encodes 364 amino acids. Gene Ontology annotation, cellular component: endoplasmic reticulum membrane. Gene Ontology annotation, molecular function: hydrolase activity, acting on ester bonds. The record is from RefSeq and is a predicted model, not a curated record. Lineage: Eukaryota; Fungi; Ascomycota; Pichiomycetes; Pichiales; Pichiaceae. The transcript has a single exon. Gene Ontology annotation, biological process: GPI anchor biosynthetic process.